Molecule: messenger RNA, 792 nt
Organism: Galeopterus variegatus (Sunda flying lemur)
Lineage: Eukaryota; Metazoa; Chordata; Mammalia; Dermoptera; Cynocephalidae
Gene: ANGPTL8
Product: chromosome unknown open reading frame, human C19orf80
Exons: 4
Coding region: 1-597 (198 amino acids)
Biological process (GO): regulation of lipid metabolic process; triglyceride homeostasis
Source: RefSeq, a predicted model, not a curated record
AUGUCCGUGAUCACUCUGUGUUUGCUGUGGGCCCUGGCAAUGGUGGCCCAGCCUCUCUCAGCAGCCCCAGUGAGCAGCCCGAAGCCAGCACAGCAUGAAGAGCUGACCGUGCUCUUCCACGGGACCCUCCAGCUGGGCCAGGCUCUCAAUGGCGUGUACAGGACUACAGAGGCACGGCUGAUGGAGGCUGGGCGCAGCCUGGGCCUCUAUGGCCAUGCACUGGGACUCUUAGGGCAGGAGGUCAGCCAGGGACGGGAUGCAGCCCAGGAACUUCGAGCAAAACUGUUGGAGAUGCAGACGGAGGAGAAUGCUCUGCAGCUACAGGCAGAGGCCACAGCCCAGGCGCUGGGGGAAGCGGCCCAGGCACAGCAGGAGCUGUGGGACAGCGUGCGGUGGCUAGAAGUCCAGCUGAAGGGUGUCCGGCUGGGCCAUGCCCACCACAAAUUUGAGGCCUUAAAGGCUCACGCUGACAAACAGAGCCACAUCGUGUGGGCCCUCACAGGUCAUGUGCAGCGACAGAGGCAGUUGAUGGCAGCACAGAAGCACCAGCUGCGACAGAUCCAGGCGAGGCUCCAUACAGCGGCUCUCCCGGCCUGAGCCUGCCUGGGCAGAAUUGAGGACCAGUCACGCAGCGAGGGACACUUCCAUGCCCCACGCAGCCCCUGCAUAGGGAGGAGACUCCCGCUCUUUGAAGUCAGCCAGGGCACCAGGCCUUGCUUCCAGACACAGAGCAGAGACGGAAGCAGGCGGGGACGAAGGCAGAGGACAUGGCCCAUGGGGGAGGGGUGGAGG